AUGAGCCUUCUUAUGACAAUUAUUACAAUCACUGCCCUGCUUUCUACAAUUCUUGCCAUUGUAUCCUUCUGACUGCCGCAGAUUUCACCAGACCACGAAAAGCUUUCACCAUAUGAAUGCGGCUUCGACCCCAUGGGCUCUGCUCGACUUCCCUUCUCACUACGAUUUUUCCUCAUCGCCAUCCUCUUCCUCCUCUUCGAUCUAGAAAUUGCACUCCUUCUUCCACUUCCUUGAGGAGAUCAGCUACCUACGCCCUUGCUGACAUUCACCUGAGCCACAGCAGUCCUUUUUCUUCUCACCUUGGGUCUUAUCUAUGAAUGAAUUCAAGGAGGCCUAGAGUGGGCUGAAU
Molecule: messenger RNA, 349 nt
Organism: Paralichthys olivaceus (Japanese flounder)
Lineage: Eukaryota; Metazoa; Chordata; Actinopteri; Pleuronectiformes; Paralichthyidae
Source: the annotation of a RefSeq genome assembly